AUGCAACAUGAGCUCGUGUACACUCAUCUGCCUGAUUCCAAAACGUACCUCCAAGUCGGCACGGCGGAUACAACCCAUAUCCCCCCCCCAAUCACCACCGAGUCCGCAGCACAUACGUUCCAGACAAACCUUGGCGCCCUCGCAACAACCCCUGCAGCAUGGCAACCUUCCUACACCAAACUGCGGCGGCGGCGUCGUGCUGAACUGGAUAGACGAAUCCCUUCGCCCCCGCAGGGAAGGCACACUGCCCGAAUCGGUGUCUCAUUCGCGCAGAGUAGCGGAUACGGAGCAGCUGCCAUGGUUCAUACAGGCUAUUUGUAUACGCCUGUCGUGCAAGCCCGGUGGACAUGUUGCGAUGCAUGGGUGUCUGAAGACCAUGGGCAUAGCGGGAAGAAUCUCCUUGUGAAUACGGGGUAG
This is a messenger RNA of Aspergillus viridinutans, 417 nucleotides long. RefSeq lists its product as uncharacterized. The record is from RefSeq and is a predicted model, not a curated record. NCBI's taxonomy places the organism in Eukaryota, Fungi, Ascomycota, Eurotiomycetes, Eurotiales, Aspergillaceae. The transcript is spliced from 2 exons. The coding region runs from base 1 to 417 and encodes 138 amino acids.